GUUACUCAGCAUACAAUCCUGUUGAGAGAAGUAUGACAACCCUUUUAGGAAAACUUGUAGGCAUGGUUCUGCCUGUUGACCACUAUAGUAUCCACCUUGACUCACAGGAUAAUAAACAGGACAAUAUAUUUGAAAAGCCAGUUGUGACUGAAUAUGUCAAUAUGAAAAAUGUAAAAAAAUAUAAUAAUAUCAAAUGUUGCUCUCUUAAAAGAUGCGAAGAGGCUGCAAGCCUUUUUGCUUCAAAUGAUGGUUUUCUCCUUUCUCAAGCAAUAAGAAAAGAUAGACAUUAUAUUAAUUUAAUACAUCUAUUAGAGUAUUUUAGCAAGAAAAAAAUACCAGAAUAUAACCAACUUUGUUCUUUCAUAACUGAUAAUUAUAUAAAUUAUCUCUGCUCUGUUUGUAAAAAAUAUUUUCUAACAGUUUUGAUGGUUACUGUCUACAAAAAAAGCCAACUUUCAAAGAAAGUUAGUCUGACUAAACAUAAACCUGAAAGGUCAAAAAAAACUAAAACAACAGCAAAGAAAGUCUGUCCAACUAAAUACAGACCUGGAAGACUAAAAAAACUGAUAUGA
This is a messenger RNA of Cetraspora pellucida, 572 nucleotides long. Lineage: Eukaryota; Fungi; Glomeromycota; Glomeromycetes; Diversisporales; Gigasporaceae. The record is from the annotation of a GenBank genome assembly.